AUGAACACUAAGACAUUAGGAAAUAGGCCGGUACCAACCAUCAACACUGAAUCGUCGACAUCCGGAGAGCAAUACCACCAAUCAACUCUGAACAUUGGGCAUUUGAAGAUAGGGCAAUACCACCCAUCAGCAUUGGAAAGGGAACAUUUGGAGACUGACGACACAAUACGCCCAUUCACCCACCCUUAUGUUGCUAAAUUGGAAGCCUUAGAAUUCACAAAUCUGGUGACAGACAAUCCCUUUGUGUAUCACGUGAUCACUCCGCCUUGUCGACAGAUCACUAUAGGGAUGUACGGGCAUCUAAACAUCAUCAUAAAGGAGUAUAUCAUAGACUCUUAUGGGGACGAAGCCUGGGACAGAGUCGUACAAGCUGCUAGUUGUGAGUCUUCAUUUGAAGACAAGACAAAGUAUGGAGACUACAACACAAAGGCCAUGAUUGAUGCCGCUUGCAAAGUGUCAGGUUUGAACCGAGAGCCGUUUCUGGUCAUGCUCGGUGAGCAAUACUUCCGGUAUCUACAAAGGAACGGCCAUGACGAGUUUCUGCGCAAUCUCGGCGGCAACAUGCUGGACUUCCUGCAGAACCUCGACUCCGUGCAUACUUACAUGAUGGGGACGUAUCCGGAGAUGAACGCGCCAUCGUUCCGCUGUGACGCGGACUCCUCAACAGACAGAAUGGUGUUACACUACUACUCCUUCAGGAAUGGUUACCAUCCUCUCGUCACAGGAAUAAUUAAACAAGUAGCCAGGGUUUACUUCAAAGUUGAUCUGCGCGUGGAUGUCGUGUCGAUUACUCAAGAAAAUGUCUGCGAUAAAAAUGGCGAUCGUGAGCACGUGAUCUACAACAUCCUGGCAACGAAGAUGGCAGAGAAUGUCAAGGAAGCUCCGCCCACAUUUAUCGCCCAGACAAAGAAGCAUGGGGAGAGGCAAAUUUCAAAAUCGGAUGUGGAGGCAGUCGCCGCCCGAUUGGAGCAGAUCCGACGAGAGCACGGUGAGGACGCCCUGCCAUUAGCUAAAGCCAGGAAGGCCGGCGCUGCUAAGGCCAAGUUCCGUGCCCUGGCUAAACUGAGUAUGCUUCACGGCGGUUUUGUGCCAAACUACCCUCAAGAAAUGGUACUGACCCCCAAGAUUUUCUGCGAUAUCUUCCCCUGGCACGUCAUAUUCACCUCGGAGAUCCGCUGCUUUCAGGUCGGUAUCCAGAUCCAGAGGCUGAUGCCGAAUAUCCGAACGGCCGGAUCCGACCUCCUGACCUAUUUCGACAUCAUGCAUCCCCAUUCCGUGGACCUCACAUACGAGAACAUCCUAAACUUCAUCAACACCCCGUUUGUGCUCAAGUUUAAGGAGGCCAAGAUGUCCCAAAGACCACCAGGUGCACCAAUUCUUCUGCUGAGAGGUCAGAUGAUCCAUCUCAAAGACCGGAAGAUGAUCUUGUACUUGGCAUCACCCUACGUACGCACGCUGAAGGACUUGGAGGACCGGAAGAUGUACUUCGCGGAAAUCCCUGUUCAUGAUGUCACGCGUGACCUCAUACUGCUCGACAUGGAAUACAGAAUACGAGGCGGUAUGGGCGGUCAUGGUGGUCUAGGGAACACAGGGGACGGUGGCGGGGGCGGAUUUUACGGGUUCGGCGCUGGUCUGGGAGGUGGCGGAGACGGGGGUGGGGACAGUGAGUCACUCAUGAGCGAAUUGAACAGAACCAAGAUGGCGCUGGAGAAAGAACGGUUCAAAGGGGAUCAACUCAUGCAUUACUACCUGCCGCGGCAAAUGGUGGACGACUACCGCAGCGGAAGAGUAGUGGAUCCCACCGAGUACAAAGAGAUUUCCGCUCUUUUCUGUGACAUCGUGAACUUCAUUGGUUACGCUGCUAGGUGUCGCCCCUUUGACGUCAUUAACAUGCUGAACCAGUUACAGAACAAAUUUGACAAGGUCACCAAAGUUCACGACACAUUCAGGGUAGAGAGUAUAGGUGACGCGUACCUUGUCAUAUCGGGUGUGCCGGACCGAAUCACCACCCAUCCUGAAAGAAUCGCUAACACUGCCCUGGGGAUGCUGUAUGUCGCCGAGUCGGUGAGGUCGCCACUCUCUUCCUCACAGUCAGUCAAGGUUCGAAUCGGAGUCCAUUCUGGUUCGAUCAAGGCUGGUAUUAUUGGAGACAAAAUCCCGCGUUUUAUUGUGAUGGGCGAGACUGCCGUGAUCGCGUCACGAAUGGAGAGUCACGGGAUAGCUGGCAAGGUUCACAUCAGUCCUGCCACCAACAAACUGCUGAAGGGUAAGGGCUUCACAAUAAAGGAUCGCGGAGAAAUCCAGCUGAGAGGCCGUGGUAACAUUGACACCUACUUGAUCAUACAGAACGACCAUGCCACUGAGGAAGAUCUUACUAGUGGUAACGGCAUGAGCACAGACCCAGGCCUGGCCAAUCAGAAGGUCUUCAUGUACAGCGACACACCGGGAAACACCAGCUCCAAGAUGCAUUAA
Liolophura sinensis is the source of this 2472-nucleotide messenger RNA. RefSeq names its product guanylate cyclase soluble subunit beta-2-like. Gene Ontology annotation, cellular component: guanylate cyclase complex, soluble. Gene Ontology annotation, molecular function: heme binding; guanylate cyclase activity. The transcript is spliced from 14 exons. The record is from RefSeq and is a predicted model, not a curated record. NCBI's taxonomy places the organism in Eukaryota, Metazoa, Mollusca, Polyplacophora, Chitonida, Chitonidae. Gene Ontology annotation, biological process: cGMP biosynthetic process; response to oxygen levels. Bases 1 to 2472 code for a protein of 823 amino acids.